Suncus etruscus (white-toothed pygmy shrew) is the source of this 3014-nucleotide messenger RNA. It is a transcript of the gene ZC3H7A, whose product is annotated as zinc finger CCCH-type containing 7A. Bases 83 to 2995 code for a protein of 970 amino acids. Gene Ontology annotation, molecular function: metal ion binding; miRNA binding; protein binding. The record is from RefSeq and is a predicted model, not a curated record. Gene Ontology annotation, biological process: miRNA processing. The transcript is spliced from 23 exons. Lineage: Eukaryota; Metazoa; Chordata; Mammalia; Eulipotyphla; Soricidae.
CCCAUAGCCGCGAGGAGCGCCCAGGCCGCGCCACGGUCUCCGCAGGUCCCCGCUCGCUCCCGAGGUGGAUGUGCGCGGUAACAUGUCCAGUGUGCCCCCGGAGAGAAGGAAAAGGCAGCAGCAUAUUAAGGAAGGGCUUCAGUUUAUUCAGUCACCGCUGUCGUACCCCGGGACACAAGAACAAUAUGCGGUCUAUUUACGGGCUCUUGUGAGAAAUCUUUUUAAUGAAGGAAAUGAUGCUUAUCGGGAACAUGAUUUGAACAACUCAGUAAGCCAGUACACAGAAGCUUUGAAUAUUGCCGAUUAUGCCAAGACGGAAGAAAUUUUAAUCCCUAAAGAAAUCAUUGAGAAACUGCACAUCAAUCGUAUUGCUUGCUAUUCCAAUAUGGGUUUCCAUAAGAAGGUUCUAGAAGACUGUGAUGCUGUCCUCGGUUUCAAUGCCGGCAACUGCAAGGCCCUGUACCGGAAAUCCAAGGCUCUGAGCGACUUAGGGAGAUACAAAGAGGCUUAUGACGCUGUGGCCAAGUGUUCUCUGGCCGUCCCCCAGGAUGAACAUGUAAUCAAAUUAACUCAAGAGCUGGCGCAGAAAUUGGGAUUUAAGAUAAGGAAAGCAUACGUGAGAGCUGAGCUUUCACUGCAGUCUGUGCCCGGCGACGGGGCUGGCAAGGCUCCAAGCUCUUCGGUGGAAGAUAUUGAGCCAGAUUUACUGACCCCGAGACAGGAGACCCUUCCUGUGGUUUCUGUUCCUGCACCCAGCUUCCCGAACCAGGUUGGCAGCGAGCUGGCCUCGGUGCCUCUAGUGCCCGGAACUUCAGUUCUGCCGCUGCACACAGAGGAGAACGUCUUGCCAUCGGCGGUGUUAGCCAAUGGCAGCCAGAGCUCCUUUAGCAUGCCAGACACCUUCUUUGAUGAUGGAGACAUGGUCCUGGGGGACGAGCUGGAUGACCUCCUGGACUCUGCCCCAGAGCCCAAUGGGCCUGUUAUGCCCUCUGCGUUAGUCCGAGGACCCCUUCCGGCCGCUGGUGUCCCCCCUGGCAUCCCCUUUUCAGCCUCUCUGCUGGGCACCUUGUCUCUGGGUGCCAGGUUCACCCGCCCCCCGUCCCUCUCCGAGCUGUAUCCGCCCUUGAGCUCGUCCUUAGAAGAUUUCUGUUCUUUAAACUCAUUUACAGUGAGUGAGUCCAAACGAGAUCUGUCCAGCUCAGCUUCUAGAGAGGGGACCCCGCUUAGCAGCUGCAGUCCCCCGCUGGUUCUCAUGAAUGGACCCGGCAGCUUAUUUGCUUCAGAGAAUUUCCUGGGCAUCGCUAGUCAGCCGAGAAAUGACUUUGGAAACUUUUUUGGAAGUGCAGUUACUAAACCACCUUCCACAGUGACCCCUAGACACCCCCUGGAGGGAACGCACGAGUUGAGACAAGCAUGCCAGCUGUGUUUUGUAAAAUCAGGCCCUAAGUUAAUGGAUUUCACUUACCAUGCUAAUAUAGAUCAUAAGUGUAAGAAAGAUAUUUUAAUUGGUAGGAUAAAGAAUGUUGAAGAUAAAUCAUGGAAAAAAAUACGUCCAAGACCAACAAAAACAAAUUAUGAAGGACCCUAUUAUAUAUGUAAAGAUGUCGCCUCGGAGGAGGAAUGUCGCUAUUUGGGCCACUGCACGUUUGCUUAUUGCCAGGAGGAGAUAGACGUGUGGACGCUGGAGCGAACGGGCGCGUUCAGUCGUGAGGCGUUCUUUGGUGGCCUUGGGAAGGUUCACCUCACCGUGUUCCGGCUCCUCCAGGAGCACCUGGGCGAGUUCACGUUCCUUUGCGAGAAAUGUUUCGACCAUAAGCCUCGAAUGAUAAGUAAAAGAAAUAAAGAUGAUUCUACGUCUUGCUCUCAUCCGGUUACGAAGCAUGAAUUUGAAGACAAUAAGUGCCUUGUCCACAUUUUGCGGGAGACGACGGUCAAAUACUCCAAAAUCCGUGCUUUCCACGCCCAGUGCCAGCUCGACCUGUGCCGCCACGAGGUCCGCUAUGGCUGCCUGCGGGAGGACGAGUGUUUCUAUGCGCACAGCCUCGUGGAGCUCAAAGUUUGGAUCCUGCAGAAUGAGACAGGUAUUUCACACGAUGCCAUCGCUCAAGAAUCUCAACAUUAUUGGCAGAACGUGGAAACGCGUGUACCCGAGGCCCAGGUUCUUGGUGAUCAAAUAAUGCCCAACUCUCUCAAUAUGAAGAUAAAAUUUGUGUGUGCUCAGUGUCUGAGAAAUGGUCAAGUCAUUGAACCAGACAAAAACAGAAAAUAUUGUAGUGCAAAAGCCAGGCAUUCGUGGACCAAAGACCGGCGUGCCUUGAGAGUGAUGUCUUUUGAACGUAAGAAGUGGAUGAACAUCCGUCCUCUCCCCACAAAGAAACAAAUGCCUUUACAGUUUGAUCUCUGCAAUCACAUCGCUUCGGGGAAGAAGUGCCAGUACGUGGGCAACUGCUCCUUUGCGCACAGCCCUGAGGAGCGGGAAGUGUGGACAUACAUGAAGGAGAACGGGAUCCAAGAUAUGGAGCAGUUUUAUGAGCUCUGGCUGAAGAGUCAGAAAAAUGAAAGAAAUGACGACGUGGCCAGUCAGUCAACCAAGGAGAACGGCAAACAGAUCCAUAUGCCCACGGACUAUGCCGAGGUCACUGUGGACUUCCACUGCUGGAUGUGCGGGAAGAACUGUAACAGUGAAAAGCAGUGGCAGGGUCACAUCGCAUCGGAGAAGCACAAGGAGAAAGUCUUCCACACCGAGGACGACCAGUACUGCUGGCAGCACCGGUUCCCCACUGGCUCCUUCAGUAUAUGCGAGAGGUUUGCCAGUGGGACCUGCGCAGAGGGGAGCAGCUGUAAAUUUGCCCACGGGCACGCAGAACUCCGAGAAUGGGAGGAGAGAAGAGCCGCCCUGAAGAUGAAACUCAACAAAGCCAGGAAAGAUCACUUAAUUGCCCCAAAUGAUAAUGAUUUUGGAAAAUAUAGUUUUUUGUUUAAAGAUUUAAACUAAUAUUACCGGCUUGUCUGUG